AUGUCGAAAACACUCACCUUCGUUACUGGUAACAGUAACAAAUUAAAGGAAUUCCAGGCCAUCCUUGGUGGCGAUGACGGCAAAGUUGGUGACUGGAAGCUCACCAAUCAGUCCGUUGAUCUUGAUGAGUUGCAGGGCACCAUCGAGGAAGUUACCAUCCACAAGGCAAAGCAAGCCGCCGAAAGAAUCAAGGGUCCCGUUGUUAUUGAAGACACCUGUCUCGGGUUCAAUGCCAUGAAUAAUCUUCCUGGACCUUACAUUAAGUGGUUUGUCAAGCUGAUCGGUCUUGCCGGGUUGGUCGACAUGUUAUAUAAAUUUGAUGACAAAAGCGCUAAUGCCAUCACGACGGUGGGUUUCUGUGAAGGUCCCGGUCAUGAAGUGAAAUUAUUUCAGGGUGUCACCACAGGUGUGAUUGUUGACUCGAGAGGUCCUACUGAUUUUGGGUGGGACUCUAUCUUCCAGCCCGACGGAUUUGAAGAGACCUACGCUCAGAUGAGAAAAACCUCUAAGAACAAAAUCUCGCAACGGUCUAAGGCUUUGGCUAAGCUUCGGGAGUUCCUCGAAUCUAACUAA
This is a messenger RNA of Diutina rugosa, 573 nucleotides long. It is a transcript of the gene HAM1, whose product is annotated as nucleoside triphosphate pyrophosphohydrolase. Lineage: Eukaryota; Fungi; Ascomycota; Pichiomycetes; Serinales; Debaryomycetaceae. Gene Ontology annotation, molecular function: nucleoside triphosphate diphosphatase activity. Gene Ontology annotation, cellular component: cytoplasm. The transcript has a single exon. The record is from RefSeq and is a predicted model, not a curated record. Gene Ontology annotation, biological process: nucleoside triphosphate catabolic process. Bases 1 to 573 code for a protein of 190 amino acids.